Thamnophis elegans (Western terrestrial garter snake) is the source of this 403-nucleotide messenger RNA. RefSeq names its product chromosome 10 C10orf143 homolog (gene C10H10orf143). Lineage: Eukaryota; Metazoa; Chordata; Lepidosauria; Squamata; Natricidae. The coding region runs from base 69 to 398 and encodes 109 amino acids. The transcript is spliced from 4 exons. The record is from RefSeq and is a predicted model, not a curated record.
CCGGGAGGGCGAGUAGCGGCCCAGCCAGCUCCAGCGCGGACAGAGCCGGACCGCCUGCCGGGGCCUCCAUGAACUUGCCGGCGGAGCGGCGGCGGCGAGGCCGGCCGGAGGACCUCGGCGCCCUUCAGCCCGAGCGCAAACGAGUUUGCAAAAAUUUGGAGACUGUUCAACAGGCAAUCAAUCCCUGCCAUCCAUUAAGCAACUGUUUUACAGAUUACUGGGCUGUGAAGUGGAAUUUGAAGGAGAGUGAUCUCACUGAAUUGUUCAGUCCUCAAAUUAUGAAGGAGAAACAAAGUUAUAUGAUAUUUACGGAUAAUGAAGCCAAAGCUACCGCCCAGCCGUGUCCAAGAUGUAUUGCGGGCGAAUCUGGACACUUGGGUCACAUGAUGGGCUUAUAGAAGAU